AUUUCGAAAAUCUUUGACAGGUGUAAAUAUAGUCAAGAUAUUAGAUAUGGAAAUGUCUGUGGCUUCAAUCUCGAUAACAUCGCAUUUUAUGGCAAAACAUUGAACCAUGAUCGUCCAUCUUUGUGCGAUGUUUUAAUAAAUAUUGGACAAUCCGUGGCAAAACAUACUAAAUGUGCUUUAAUUACCACUGAUGAUUUUGUGUUUUGACUGUGUUGUACCGCACACGUCUAACUUUAAUUAUUUUAAUACGAGAUAAAUUGAUUGCAUAAAGACAACAAAUCUGCUGAAUUAGGCCGAGUGAACGGAAGGAAAGAGGCGCUUUUAUGUCUGUAGGAAAAUCCACGAAAACCGAGCAAUGUAAGUGUUGUGUGCGUUGUUGUUAUUUCAAGUGUUUUUAAACUUUGGCAGUACGAUAUCAGCCAAUAUUUUAUGAAUGCAAAGUCCUGUUUUGGCAGGUGUUUUGGCUCACGCAAAAUGUAGCAGGAUUAAUAGGGUAUUUUGAACACGGUUAAUAAUGGGAAUUGUGAGGUAUUUUGUUGUAUGAAAACAUGCUUUUGAUAGUUGAUAGCCUGUGAGUAAUCAAGAUUUUGUUGGCAGCUCACUCCAUUGAAUAUUAGUUUUAGGCAGUGGAGUAGCCAGGGUUUAAACUGGUGGGGGGAUUUUAUGGCAUUUUGAGUUUUUGACUCUGAGUAAUGAAUGUAGACAGGUCCACCUGGGGGCAUGCUCCCCUGAGAAAAUUUUGAAUCUCUAGAUUCAUUAGAAUGCUAUUUCACAUAUUUUAGGACGAGGUUUGAAGAAAAUUUACAACCACACAAAAGGCAUUUUUAAGUCGCCUAAUGUUGUUAGAUUGAAAAGUAUUUAUGUAAAAUGUUGUGCUAGUGGUGCAUGCAAAUAUAACAGCAAACUAGCACAAUGUUCCAUUGCAUACAAUUCCAUUGCAGCACUCUAACCAACUGAGCUACAGAUUGAGGCCAGUUGUGCCAUUGGUCCAUUGACUUACAGUCGAUUUCUCACAUAACUUUUGCCAAAAUAUCCCGAACUUCGUUUCAAAGUUUGCAAGUUCAUUUCGCAGUUCCAAUGUUUGAAGUUUCCAAGUUCAUAAGUUCACAAUCUGGUUUGUAAACUAAGCAUUUGAUUGGCUUCUUUCAAUUCAUGGACCAAUCAGAGGUCUUGUUUACAAACCGGUUUGUGAAUUUCACUGUUGAACUUGUGAACUUCGAAACGAACUUUGCGAACUUCGGAACGAAGUUUGGAACAUUUUGGCAAAAGUUUUGUGAAAUCGACUGUAAUGUUGCAUUUUUCAUUUAUGUUCAUUUUUAGGUCUAGUUGCUGCCGCAGCGAGCGAGCCUGAAGCGAGCGAGCAAGGCAGCAGACCUAAUCUUUAUGUAUAUGUAUUAUAUAUAUGCAGAUGAAAUCUCGAACGUUUCGGCAUAUUUCGGCCUACCACAAUGCACUGCUUCCGGGCCGGCAGGCUAUUCUUGCCUAAUAAACAGGCAUAAGCCAAACAAGCAAUGUGAUCAUCUUUCAUCUUUGGUUUUCUUUUAUGGAAAGCUGCAUAGCUGGCGUAAGUGAUCAAACAGCAUUUUGUCGAUACGCAGUGGUUCGAGCGUUAUAUGCGGUGCUUUCGCUAUUAUACGCAGUGGUUCGAGCAUUAUAUGUGGUGCUUUCGCCAUUAUAUGCAGUGUGUUCGCCAUUAUACGCAGUGGUUCGAGGCUUCGAGUAUUAUACGUGGUGCUUUUGUCAUUAUACGGGGUGCUUUUAACAUAAUUUGCAUAUAAUCUUUCCAUGUAAAUAAUCACACGAUUGCUUAAAUUUGGUAUGUGGCUGUGCUUUUUGCCUCUGGUCUGCAAUGACAAUGACAUGCUUUUAAAAAGGUUUAUUUAUAAAAGGUGACACACUUUGUGAGUUCUAUAUUAUCAUAUAGUGUUGAUUUAUUAGUAAUAAAUAUGUGUAUAUAACAUAGGUAUAUAAAUUAAUAUAACGCAGCAAAUGCGCGCCAAGCAGUAUAAACGCAGCUGAAAUACAAUAUUAAAAUCUUGAAUGUGCCGUAUGAUUUAAUUAUGUUUUAGAAUUUAAAGCUUUUAAAAAUGCUUUGUCAUUUGUAUUUGUACUUGUACUUGUACUGCAUCACAAGGCUGUGCGUAAGUUAACGGGAGUGUACAAAAGCUGGACCCCCUCAUCUGGACCCCCUUCUGGACCCCCAUCUGGUCCCCUUCUGGACCCCCUUCUGGACCUCUCAGAAUAUAAAAUAAAUUCAAAAUAGGGAUUAAAAUAAAUACUUUGCAGAAAUAAUGAUUUUCAUAAAUAAUAGAUUUUAAUUUAUGGAAGUGGGCCUAGUUGUGAAGUAGUCUUGUGUAAUAGGUUAGACAGGUCACUACUUUAUAUUAGAUCAAAAGAAUAGUUUCGGCCAUGUUAGGGUCAGGCAUAUUUCAAGUUACGGAUAGUGCGCCAUAUUUAGCGUUUUUAUAUUGUUAUUAUCGUUGAUGCACUAUCUCCUUGCAAGAUGAAGUAACAACAAACUAUAACUUGGCAGGAAAAAAAUAAUAGCAUGUUGUGCUUCCUUAUUCUGUGACCUUGUUUAAAGGGUAUGGGCAAUUUUAUUCAUUUUAUUGCUUCAUCUGAAAGUGCAUGAAAAAAUAAGCCACUUGGCCGUUUAAUGCUCUAUUCUAUCUCAUCUGUAGUUCCGAAGUUAUAUGCAAAAAUGUGCAAAAUAUAAAUUGCUGAUUCAGCACAAAGUGUGACGUCAUUAGCUGGUAAGAUUGUUUAUUGAAUACUACACUGAAGCAUAGCUCAAUUAUUAUGGGCUCAAAUCAAAUGAAAUUUUGCAUGCAGAUAGUACAUGAUGAGACCCAUGGAAAAAUACUUCUAAUUUCGUUGUCAAGGCAACACAGUCGUCCCCAGGCCCCAUACACUGAUUUUGAAUAACUAGUUGCAUUUAUCUAUGUGUAUGUCAUUUUCGAAUUAUUAUUAAACAAGUAAACUUUUGGCAUGCAUAGAUAUGGUACACAUACUUCUGAUAUUAUUUUAUUUUUAUCAGUACCAUAAAUAAAGCUGUUUUAUAAAAUUUGCGCAAGGGACCUGGGAACGAUAUUGUUACCUUGGCAACAAAAUUAGAAGUGUUUUUCCAUGGGUCCCAUCAUGUACUAUCUGCAUGCAGAAUGUCAUUUGAUUUGAUCCCAUAAUAACUGAGCCAUUAUGCUUCAGUGUAGUAUUCAAUAAACAUUCUUACCAGCUAAUGACGUCACACUUUGUGCUGAAUCAGCAAUUUAUAUUUUGCACAUUUUUGCAUAUAACUUCGGAACUAGAUGAGAUAGAAUAGAGCAUUAAACGGCCAACCGGCUUAAUUUUUCAUGCUCUUUCAGAUGAAGCAAUAAAAUGAAUAAAAUUGCCCAUACCCUUUAAACAAGGUCACAGAAUAAGGAAGCACAACAUGCUAUUAUUUUUUUCCCGCCAAGUUAUAGUUUGUUGUUACUUCAUCUUGCAAGGAGAUAGUGCAUCAACGAUAAUAACAAUAUAAAAACGCUAAAUAUGGCGCACUAUCCGUAACUCGAAAUAUGCCUGACCCUAACAUGGCCGAAACUAUUCUUUUGAUCUAAUAUAAAGUAGUGACCUGUCUAACCUAUUACACAAGACUACUUCGCAACUAGGCCCACUUCCAUAAAUUAAAAUCUAUUAUUUAUGAAAAUCAUUAUUUCUGCAAAGUAUUUAUUUUAAUCCCUAUUUUGAAUUUAUUUUAUAUUCUGAGAGGUCCAGAAGGGGGUCCAGAAGGGGGUCCAGAUGAGGGGGUCCAGCUUUUGUACCCUCCCAGAUGCACACUCACAGUCAUGUUAAAUGUCACCUGCAUGUCAAUGACCCGACUCAUUGUCAUUGCCAUUUAACCCCUGGUCUAGAUCAUAUGAUUAUUGAAGCGGGGCUGUUUUGACCUAGCACCGUAUUUCUUAAUAUAGGCAAAAUGUCUAUACAAUUUUAUAUACUAGAUCGGGAUCAAAUAGAUAAGUUGAUAAUCUUGAUAAGUACACUCAUUCUUGUUAGCUAUCAUACCUGUUCAGCUGUUCCUCUUUCGAUACGAAACUUCGAGCGCCGAGUUAUCAUACGGCACAUUCAAGUGUAUAAAUUAUCGAUGAUUCCAAUUCAUUGCAAAUAUUUCUUACUUUUAUUCUUUAAAAUAUUAAAAAUUUGGGAACAAUAUUGCUAUACCAAGGCAGCAUUCACUUCCCUGUGGGUAAACUAUUACUAGUAUAAAUUUCCAAGUGCUCAAUAUUUCCAUCCACAAUACCCUUCAAUUAAAUAUAAGUACAGUACCAUACAGUAUAGUUAUAGCCUGUGUCACAGAUGUUCCUAGAUGCUUGUACGCAUUGCUGCACUAACUAUUUGAAAAUAAUGUCAAACACAUUUUUCUUUUUUUUUAAAUAUAGUUGGAGGUAGAGUCCAUGGCCUUCGUCAGAUUUAUAAACGUAUUGAGGAAGAGACUUACCCACUACCGUCUUCAUAUGAUGUGACAAAUUACCUAACAUAUUUUCACCAGAUACUGCUUGGGUAUGUAAAUGUUGCUCUAUUUAACCGUAGAUUAUCUAUUUAUAACAAGUAAAAUCAUCUGGAAUUAGACAGAGUAAAAUAAUAAAGUUUCAUGGAAAUGUCAAUUUCAUAAAACAUUAUAAUCUAAUUACACUUUUAAAAAACUACUAAGGCCAAAUAAAAAUAAUAGUUGGUUUUAGGUUUCCAACCUAUCAUAAACGUUUAAGCGUUUUAUCGACAUUUCCCAGUAGAGAUCAGCUUUUUGUAUUAAAUUUAGCAGAAUAUUAUAUAAAUAGUCAUGACCGAUUCAUUUGUCUACAAAUUGUUUUGUUUGCUUAUAAUUUAAUCAUUAUCUAGUCAUUUAAUUUUAAAGUUUGUUAGUUCACUGCAACCAGGUAUAUCUUAUUCAACCAUGUUUUGCUCGCUACUCUGGUUUAAAUAAAUGAUUACAAAGCCCAAUGAGCUGCUUGUAUUCCUCUGGCAAAUAGGCACCGUCAUCCCUAUUCGAAGCAUGAUUACUCAUAUUUAUAUGCCACGCUUCUGGGUAAAAUCUUUGACCAUAGCGAUUGUUUGUGGUAAUUACUUUAGAGUUUUCCCACGCAAUCUCGUGUUUGGUGUAACAUACAUGUUCUGCUGAAGCUGAUUUUCCCUUGUCUAAAGUUGAAACAGCCUUUUGAUGUUCUUUUAGCCGUGUACCAAUUAUCUAGUUAUGUUAUAAUUAUACAAAAUGAUGUAAAACUCGUUAUUUCAUUUAUUUUAUAAAAGGUCACUAGACUGGUUUAGUCUUCACUAUUUCUGGUGACCUGUGCCAUAAUAUCUAUAUAUUUAAAAAAGAAUCAUGUAUAUGUUAUUUUACUUGGUGGUGCGAAAAAUAAAUUGUUGUUGUUGGAAUCAUUGUUAAACACAAAGAACAGUUGAAUAAAAUAUAAAAAACGGGCAUUAUUCUGACGUGGCAGCUACGGCUGAAAAAAGACGAAAAUGCCUUAAUGCGUUUGUUUCUCGCGAAACACAUGUAGCUCACAGGUGAUCCUGUGAGGCACGUUUGAUCAUGCGUGACAGUUACUCAUAAACAAUGGCGGCGAAAGAAACGCUUGAACUUGAUGAAGAAAGUCCAGCAUCGCUGAUUGAGAUAAAAUAUUUUUUUAAAUAAAAUGUUUUUCCGAACUACCUACCCAUAUAAAACAUGGCUGUGAAACCUGAAACGAACUAUUAUUUUUAUUUGGCCUAAAUAUAUCAUGAACAAUAGUUAACCCAUUGAGUGGCAGCACUCUCUGCCUGAUAAAUAAUAAAGUAGGGCGCAUAUGGACGCAUUGCUACGUAAAGGGUUACAUGUAAAACCCAGUAAUGAACAAGAAUUUUUGUAUACUAAUUUAUCCUCAACAGUUACAUGCUUAAAAAUCAAAAGUUUGUUUCACUUUGCAGUUGCAUGGUUACAUCAUUUUGCAGUAUUAUUUGUCGUAUUUAUGUUGAACCUAAAGGCUAGCAACUUUUUGUCAAUUUACAUUCACACACAUUAAUAUACUACUGUACUGAAAAAAUUUCUGAAUUAAGAAUUUCUGUCAAGCAACUACAUACAAAAGAGUUUGGAUAUAUAUUCUAACUUUACAAAUAGUUUUCUUGGGGUAGAAAUGGGUUUAGAAAUACUUAAAUUUUUCAAUAUUCUGAAGAAAGUUAAUAUUUGAUUUAGAUUAGAUUUAGGUGUCAAUUUUUCCGAUUGUCACAUUUGUCAAGCAGUAUUAUUAUAAUUAUUUAUUAUUUGUUUCAAGCAAAUCUAAUAUUGUGUGACCUACCGGCUGGCAGACCGAUGCUAGGCCUUAGGUUCAAUAUAAAUAUGGCAAGUAAAAUAUAUUAUUCUUUGCAAUUCUGGAAUAAUAAAAUCCUCUUUACACAAUUCCUUAAUCCAUGUAGCCUUGUGAAGGAAGCAGCACCAGAAAUAGCAAAGGAUGGAAGUUCUUUUAAUCAUGAAGAAAUUGUUAUUUUGGACUACACAGGCUUGUUUACAACACUUGUUGAUUUACUUCAUGUGAUCCAGCAUGUUGGGGAGGGGCACGAAGGUUAGUCCAUACUCCAUAGUAAAUGUCUUACUACAUAAAUUAUUUAGGAGUUAUAUAGUAUAUGUGCAAUCCUCAAACCAUUAAUAUAAUUUACCACAUAAGGUGACCACUCCUACUUCUUAGAAUAGUGUUUAACAACCCCUUCUCCCCUCUUGGUAAGUAUUCCCUUGAAGAAAUAUCCACCAUUUCCCAAAAUGUAAUACUGUAUGUGUGACCAUCCCCCUGAAGAAAUACCCACCAUAUCCACUUUGAGAGUGGUUGCACUCCAUACACAAUUCCCCAUGCACAAAAUGGCAAUUGUUGCUUUGGGAGCAAUGUCUUCCUGGAGGCGCAGUAUUUUUCGGUAGAGCAUCGUUCACUGCCCCCUCAGCCACCUAGUUUCACAUCAAAGACACUUACUUAAAAUAAUUUUGAAAGCUUUGAAGUGAAAGCACCCUCACUAUGAAUUCUAAAUUUUGAUAUGAAGAGAAAACACUCCAAUAAAAGAUUUCUUGUUUUUCAAGUAUACGGAUCCGUGAGGCGUUUACACUACACAGCCUUUAACCCUCUUAGUAAUAUUGUGCGAAGUUUUGACCCUGUUUGGCGGUUAAAUUUAAUAACAAUAAAGUUGAAAACAUACACCAGAAUAAAUUUAUUUGGAUUCUGUACGGAAUACCGUAUACACCAGAGUUUUCUCCGGCCUCAAAUGUUUUUCGGAUAUGAACUACGAAGUCCCCACCAACGUUUCUGGAUUCAAAAUUUCCAGAUUCAAGGUUUUCGGGCACGGCACGGAACGGAGAAGAUUAACUAUCCGAUUUGUCGCUGCGUGUGUAAACGGCAACAUGAAUCCGGUACUAAAACGUUCCAAUUUCGUGAUGAAUCCGAAAACUUUCGCUCUAGUGUAACCAGGGUCUAAAUCCUGGCCAAAAUUCUUUCCUGUUUUAUAGAUUGUGGUCUCACAAUUCUUCAUAUUAUGGUAUCUCUGGUACCAUUUCUUCCUGAGAACUGGCUGAACGACCUUCCAAUCACCUUGACAACGAUGAUGACGUCAGUAAGCAGCAGUCUCCAUGGUUAUAUCAUGAAUAUUCUGUGUGGCUAUCUUCUACCAUUAUUACUCGGUAAGAAACAGUGUAAGGUUCAGCCUAUAUUGUGCAUACCUGUAUAUAACCGUGCCAUGAUUAAUGAAGAAGUACGAAUAGUGACAGAGAUUCAGAUUUGACUCCCAAUGCCGCUACCACUGCCUCUUACUGUCUUAGUACGCAUCUGAUUGGUUAAUCGGAUAUAUAAAACGCUUCUGGUUGGCUAAUGGUCUCUUAAUGGUAGCAGUAGGGCCAAAAAAAAUAUGUGGGUUUCCGGUUUCCCGACCUUACCUGCUUUUGGACGCCGAAACCCGACCCUAAACUUUUUUAUUGGAUCAUGCUUGUAAGUGUUUCCGGUGUAGCGGUCUGAGAUUGUCCUCGUGCUGAGAUUGUUCUAGUACUAUUGCGCUUGCUCCAAGUGUAGCAUGCAAUCUCAGCACGUGGUACGGAGGUCUGAAAUUGUAUCGUGCUGAGAUUGUCGUGCUGAAAAUGUAAGUCAUUGUUUUUGUAAGCUUUCUGAUAAUGCAAGUCAUUUUUGUUGUAAUUGAAUACCAAAUUUUGCAUUUUCUUGCUGUAAUACAAUUUAAUAGAGGAUAAUCACUGAUCACCCAUUUUCUCGGUGUUGGGCAAGUUUUUUGCUUGGGAACUUUUUGUGGUAAUUAAGCAUCUAUGGUUCUAUGAAUUGAACCACAGAAAAUUUAUUUCCCAGGUGGGUGCCACGAAAUUGCUUUUCUAGGCACUUUUUCGAACAACAGCCCACGGCCUAUUUGUGGUUUGAUGUGCCAAUGAUGCAAUCUCAGCACGCCGUGAAUACAGCGGACGCGACCGCAGGCGCAUACGGUCACUGCGCAUGAGCAGAACAACGAUUUACAAUCUCAGCACGGUGCAAUCUCAGACCGCUACACCGGUUAGAGGAAAACGUGUGUGAAAAAUGGAAAUUUGAGGCAAUAUUGGGGAAAUUUAUCUUUGAAUUUGGAAGCACUGACUAAACAAAAUGGCGUCCGGUUGUUAGGAAAGUAAAAAAAAAGUUAAAACCGACCUACCCUACCUAAGUUUUUACAAGAAGAAAUAGGAAACCCACAUUUUUUUUGGCCUAGUGGAAGUCAAAUGUGAACCUCUCUAUUAACGGCGUUCCAUGAGAAAGACUCCUUGUGUAUCCACGCACGUUAUCUGCAGUAUAAUGGUUACCGCUACAGUAUAAUGGUUACCGCUAUAUUUGUUAUUGUCGCAACAAGUAACGUUGUGCAAAAAAAUAUGUGGGUUUUCUACUUUCCUAUUUCUUCUUGUAAAAACUUAGGUAGAAACGUGUUUCAUAUUAUUCUGACACUGGAAUAGACCAAUGCAAAAUUCGUUGGCUCGAGCGGGAUUUGAACUCGCAUCUUCGGGUAUCUAGACCGCCGCUCUACCCAUUGACCUAUCGAGUCAACGGGGAUUGAUAGCGAGUCUUAUCCAAUUUAACUGCACGAAAUAUUUUCUUGAUGACUUAACGCUUGGCUUAGAGGACAUGCAGUGUUUCAAUUCUAUUUCAGAACUACUUUCAGAACUACUUUCAGAACUACUUUCAAAACCUGUUUCAUAUUAUUCUUAAUAAUUGGGGGGAUGGGGGAAAUUAUGUUGCUAACAUAUGACAACCUUUCGUAGUCUUUAAAAUUUUAUUCCUUAAAUUUAUAUAGCUUACUUUAUAGCUUACCAGUUGUGAUUUUAUGCAUGGUUGAAAAAUAACAGUUACAGUUAUUAAGCAGGGACGUAGCUAGACACGAUAAUUGGGGGGGGGGGGUAUAUUCAUGUUCACGUAGCGUAAAAGCAAUCAAUUUCAAAAUAAAUCUGUCGGGCAGAACACGAAUAUAUGAAUAUGCACCCCCCCCCCCCCAAUUAUCGGUCUAGCUACGGCUUUGUUAUUAAGCUAUCAUUCAAAGGCUUUCAGGUUGGGGGGGGGGGCAGGGGGUUGCCUGCCUGGAGCAUACAACCACGAAAGGCAUUUCGGAAGCAUAUUUUAAACCCUUUUGAAAACAUGUUAUGAAAGGCACUACCUGACAAUUGAACUGUACUGAAACAAAAACAUAGGAUUAACCUUAAAUUACUGUAUUAAAGAGCGACUGGAUCCUUUGGUUUUUGGGUAGCUGCAGCGUAUUACAGCGUAGUACCUUUAAUGGACUGCCAUGAGUAAAAAAUGUUGAUUUCAAGAAAUAUUACAACUUUAAUUUUAAAUUGUCGAAUCAAAAAAUGUCACUUGUACCACGUGACAAUUUGAUUUUUUACGGUAUUUCACUCAAAUUCAUGAUUUCGCAUAUAUGCAAUGCAUAUAUAAUAUAAUAACCCCACGGCAGAUCUACGUGGGAUGUUACAGUAUUUCACGCGUGACGCGUGAUAUGACGACAAUCGCUUUCAAAAGAAAUCCCCCGGGCAGAACACGAAUAUAUGAAUUUAUUAUAUAUAUAUAUAUAUAUAUAUAUGCGUUUUUAAUGGCACACUAUCACAAAAAAUUGAAUUACAAUGCGGUUCAAUAAUUACAUAACUAAGUUAUAAACUAAGAUACAAUAAAUGUAAUACUAUAUUUACAAUUUAAUAAUUUAGAUGUGAGGAAAGUAUAUAUUGUAAUAGUUGAGAUAUUCAAAAAAGUGUCAUGUUGACAUGUUUAAAACUCGAAUCAUACUUGGAAAAAAGCUUUUCUGAAAACGAUCAGUUCUACAUUUGAACAAUGACCAAUUGUUAGCGUUACGUAAAUCGUAGUUCACGUUUUCUCUAGUCUGAGGUAAGAGAGCGGUUACCAUCAGUUAUCUUUUUAAUCGUUCUUUCACACAAAGCAUCGCGUCUCACAUCUAGACGAGAACAAUGGAGCUGACUCAAAGCUUCACGGUAAGAUCUGCCAGGGAGGAUUAUCAUUGCUAUUUUCUGAACUCAUUGAAUUGAGUCCGCCAGAUAAGCUGGUAGAUUGUUAUGCCUUACAAUGCAGCAGUACUCUAGCACGGAGCGAAUGA
This is a messenger RNA of Paramuricea clavata, 10605 nucleotides long. NCBI's taxonomy places the organism in Eukaryota, Metazoa, Cnidaria, Anthozoa, Malacalcyonacea, Plexauridae. The record is from the annotation of a GenBank genome assembly.